Nylanderia fulva is the source of this 3654-nucleotide messenger RNA. NCBI's taxonomy places the organism in Eukaryota, Metazoa, Arthropoda, Insecta, Hymenoptera, Formicidae. The record is from RefSeq and is a predicted model, not a curated record.
AUGGUACAGAGCGCAUCAUCCCUCAAUGGUGCACCGAACAGCGAAGGUGGUAGAGGAGGAGGAGGAGAAGGUGAAGGAGAAAGAACAUCCAACGUAAUCAUCGUCGACGGCGAGUCUUCGUCGACCUCUUCCCUGACGCGCGGCACCGGUAACUGGUUCUCCCUGUUCAGGUGGUUCAGGUCGCGGAACAAUCGCGACUCUACCGUGGAGAAGCGACGGAGAACCGAUGAAGUCCGACGCAGCAGCGUCUACUCCAGCGCGGAGAAUGUAGACACCUUCUACAGCACCACCACGGUCCGCAGCUUCGCAUUCCACGCGGGCACCCUGGACCGGUGCGACGUGCAACUGUCCUUGGACAUCCUUGGACACCGAGCGGCCGAGGUUGGUCCCUUCGCAGCGGGAGCCUCGAAGGUCGGCAACAAGGAGAACACCAACGCGGCCGCCUGCACUUUACCCAUUAACGUGCACUCCAGGCGACGGAACAUCACCGCCAGGUACUCGCUGCAUCCGUCGACGACCUUCGCCUCCUGCGAGAAUUUCCCGUCGCCCGAGAAGGGCUCGAGGACCGGGGGACGGAGGAUACACGUAAAGGGCAAACGAAGGGCGCCGAAUCCUCCCGCGGUGAUCAAGAUUGUGGAGGUCGAUGUACGGGAGACACCCGCGAGGAACAGCAAUAGGCGGAAACGACGGGCCCCACAGCCGCCGGAGAGGUCGACGAAUCAUCCUUCGGCCGAGGAGCAGUCCAGGAGGUCGCUCAUCAUCAAUGGCGGUAAUGGUAUGGAGCUGAGGAAUGUCGAGGAGAGGCAAUCCAUCAGCAACGACACGCUGGUUCUUCAAGGCGGGAUGCGGCUGUCAAAGAAGGAGGUUCGCAGCAGCCCGAAAGCGGCAAAGAGCAACAAAGCUGAUGAUCCUGGAUCCAGUGUCUUGAAUCCCCGGGAAAAUACCCUGCGGACUUCGAUCGGCUCCACCUUGGCCAUGCCGCGACCUUGGUACAAGCGCAGCGUCUUCGAGCACUCAUCUCAUCGCGACGCAGGCUCGUCCUCCAGGAGAGAAGGUCCCGCGACGUCAGCCUGCGAGAUGAGGAAGAAGUGCGUCGGAACGAGCGCAAGUUACUCCGUGGAUUCCACGUCGAGGCUGAGCUUCUUCCAUCACGACGACAAGAAGCGACAGGAGGCGAAACGAAGAUCCGGCCUGUCGAUCCUGACGAACAUCAGCGAGCUCGACAAGGAGGCGGCGGCGAUCGUGCAGGAGGAACAAGCGCGCGCGCGGGCGUCGAUGUUGCUGAAGACGUCCAAGUUUGCGGACGAGUUCGAGAGGAGGAGCGACGUCAACGAGGAGCUCGUCCAGGACAUAGUUACCUCGGCGAUGGAGAACGCGUCACCCCGUCGGGGCGCUCGCGCACUCAUCUCCAAGUUUAACGCCAUCAGCAACAUCACCAAAGUCACAGUUAAUGCCAAUUUCUUCGCUAAGAGGGAUCAAUCAGAUUACAAGCUCGAGCGGGACGUGACGAGGAGCAGAUUCGAGCAGAUGGGGGACUGGAGGAGCCAGAGAUUUUCGGCGCAACAGGAUCUCAGUCAAAAUAUUCGCGUCGAUAGAGACAUCUCCAGGUACUUCCUGCCUCAGCAGAGGUCAUCGAGGAACGAGGCAAAAUUGACGGAUAUAAAUUCGGUGGAUGUAAAAACUACGUCUAGCAAGGAGCUGUCGGAACGAACUGGAGCAAACUGUCAAAACGAUCAGCUGAUGAGGGUGUCUGACAGGAUAUCGUUUCUGCAAAGCCAACUCGCUGCGAAUCGCGCGAACGAGUCUCUGGCUGUUCAAAAGGACAUUGCAUUAUUGUUGGAAGAGAAAAUCAGAGUGCGACAGGAGAUCACGGAAGAAAAAGGAAAAGGAUCGCCGAGGCUGAACAGCGAAACUGAUAGAAAAUUUCUGCUGUCCCGCGCCCGUAACUUAGUCAAAAGCAUGGAAAGUGCGUUAGAUUCCGAAAGAGACAUCAGGACGAAAGGAACGGGAAGACAGAAAGAAUUCUCGAACAUAUUCGACGAGAUCGAUCGGAAGCUGCGUUCCAGGGAGUUGAAGCUCGGGGAGGAGCGGGAAGACCGCGUCGGGGACAAAGUUCCGGAAGACGAAGCCGUAUCGAGCAGAGUGGCUAAAGUGCUCGACAUCCUGGUGGAAGCUGAGAAGGAUGGCAGGACGAGAUCGGCGGCGCAGCCGGGAAUAUCGAUGCGGGACAAGGAAACGUCGCGUUUGAUUAAUUCGAGCCAGCAGACCGAGUCCGGUAAGACAAAAUCGACCGUUCUCAAUACCGUCGAGGAUCAAAUUACGGUGGAUCUGAAGGAGAUGCUGAAGGAGAUGAAGCACUCGUUGCCGAAGCGACCUAAACCGAGAAAGCCUAUGUCGAGCGACGUCGAUGCGGUGGUUCUCGAAAAGGCUGAUAAGCCCGUAUCUGCGAGCAAGUCGAGCGAUUACGAGGCGGAUAAGCAAAAGGUGUCCUCGUCGGCCCAAACCAGUGGAAACAUCCGUAGAUUGAAUCAGCCUUCUACGUCCGCCGACGCGUGACCGUCUACGUCUGCGGGUUGGAAACACGAAAACGUGCUCUACAGAACUUCCGGCAAAGGCUCGGCCCUUGUCAAGAAUACUUUCCAGCUGAUACGACCGCGCGAUUUCGCCGAGAUAGAGGCUACGAAGACCACGAGGGAAAUUGGAAAGGAAAACACUUAUGCCAAUAUGAUGAAACCAUCCUUGUACGCCAAUGCUCACGUUCCUCCUACCUCCUACCCGAAACAAUCAUCGCCGAAUUCGACACCAUCUAAGGAUAUUUCGAGAAGUAAUCAUGUUAAAGCAUCGCCCAAUAUUGUAAACGAGAGUAAAAUGCUGAACGAUGAAGAAUUUGCAUAAGAAGACGAUAAUUCAGCGGCGAAGAACAUGAAUACUCUGGAUAUUAAUCGAUUACUAAGAAAGCUGGAAGGAGCAAUUGCGUCGGGCCAUCAUCAACAAGCAGCUGGAUUAGCGAAGGAAUUGGCAAGGCUCAAAAUCCAUUGUUCCGUGAUACGACAACGUUCGGCGGCGCGUUUGAAGGAUCAAUCGAUUAAAGUCAACAUGUAUAUCAAAGACAAACUUGCUCACCAAGGGCCCAUUCCGCUUCAGCUACCAACGAGGAUGAUGAUAGCCGAACUGAAGACAAAGGUACAGACGGAGUUUGAAAUUCCCACGAAUGUGCAGCGCUGGAUCAUCGGGAAAAGAUCGCCGACUAUGAGCCGUUUUACGUUUGAAACCGCUGGUUCGACCAGAGACAUUGUACUAGGUCAGGAUUUUCUAGACGAUAACGAAAUAACGUUAGUCUAUCGGCCUCAACGGAAGGUGCGUAAAAACGAUUUAGAAUGCGGGCUAGAAUCUUUCCUGACGGCUUUAUUACGAAUCGAAACUUGCGCACUCACGGAUGAUAGGAGUGUCGUGCCGAGAGAAUUUCUCACAGAUUUCGGUCAAGAAGCAGAGGAAAAAUUACGAGAAAUAAUCGAAAAAGUAAAAAACACGAGCGUUCGAUUAAUCGAUGACGAUUACACAGUGAAAUACGUCGCCGUAUUGCGCGAGAAUUGUGCCAGUAAGGAAAAAAAACGGCUCAAUGCGACUGUGCGUCGAUCUUCGGCCGUUAAAUAG